Molecule: messenger RNA, 3062 nt
Organism: Temnothorax curvispinosus
Lineage: Eukaryota; Metazoa; Arthropoda; Insecta; Hymenoptera; Formicidae
Product: major facilitator superfamily domain-containing protein 6
Exons: 11
Coding region: 1381-3000 (539 amino acids)
Cellular component (GO): membrane
Molecular function (GO): transmembrane transporter activity
Source: RefSeq, a predicted model, not a curated record
UUGACAGUUUCUGCUUGAUAUACAGAAUUCGUAAUUUUACGACGAACAUAGCAUUGCAAGUUAAACAGAAGGAUCGUAAUUUCUAAGUAAUCUCGUGUCGUUAUCACAUUCUUAUAUAUCAUGCUGCAAACACAGGGUAUUAUCAUAUUGCCAGAUGUUUCGUAAUCGCGAGUCCUUGGAGCAAUUUAGAAUUGAUUUUAAUUAUAAUUUGAUUUUUCAUAAUAACCACAUAUCUUUAUUGAUAAUCUCGUAAACGAUACGUGCCGCGAACAGUCGAAUUGUUGGUAUAAGCAAGCCGCAAGAUAUUCGCAGCCUUAUCAAUCUCCCUCACGAUAAAUCUCAUUUGAGUACAGCGCGUGUCGUUGAACGAUUUAUUAGAUUCACGUGCGCGUAUCGUUUAUUUAUCGAAGUAACGAAGGGCAAUGUUUCGCGCGACUAUCCAGUACAUUCGAUAGCCAUUCGGACUCGGUUUUAAGAGAUCAUCUCAUUGUAUGUACGGCGCAUCCCCGUCGAAAGUCAUCGCGUUCAUUCUGUCGAAACUACCGCGACGUGAUCGUUGUAAUUUUAGCGCGUCGUGUCAGUGGCGUCAGUGCGGCUAAACGCUUCCGCUGGAAGGAGAAACGCUCAUCCAGCGAACGCUGAAACAUUUAUGACGCGUCAAAGCUCUCGAUUACACACGCAUAACACGCAGCCUCCUCAUUUAAGCUCUGUAUUGUAUAUUAUCUACUAAUAUAUAUAGCGCAGCUGCAGAAAGUGCAAGAGGCGCAUCUGAAACUGAGGCACAUCUAUUUGAUCGCACAUACACAGCACAUACACGUUGCGAUUGAAAGCUAUAUCGCUGAUAGCACGCGGCCUAUCGUGCAAUUAAGAGGCUCAAUCUACGAACGAGAGAUCGUCGGAGCGCGAGUUUGACGCCGAGCGUGCAGGCAACACGCCAACACGGUGAGUUCGUCGCGACAGUUCCUCUUCUCUCCUCACGAAUAAUAAAAAUAAAUCGGUGCCGCGAAGUGCUUGGCGAACGAAGAGGGAAACUCGCUGGGAACCUUCCUGAGAAACCUUCGGACCUGACAGUGACUAAGAGACAACCUGGAAACAUGCAUUGGUUCUUGAUACGACGUGCAGAUAACAGCAUCGCGCGACGCCAUUUUGGAAUCGUUUGUAAUAUCGUUUGAAGUUUUUGGACUGGCGAAGAAUACCUCGAGGUUAUCGAUACUAUCGCGAAUCGAGAGGAUUUGAAUUCAAAUGCGCGCAUGGCGCCGACGAUAAUCUUCGAAUCGAAUUUUGCAGCAUAGCGCCAAUUAUAGAGUGAGAAAACGCCGAAGGAGCGAGACACGAGAUUAGUUGGGCUUAUCAGUGUCGGCCUACACUCGCAAAUAAAUCAUGAAAAUUAAUUACACGCAACUGCCUAUAAAGGCGCAUUAUUUCUUUUUUAUGGCGGCCAUGGGUCCUAUUUUGCCGUUUUUGCCAGUUUACGGCAAGCAACUCGGUGUUUCGCCGUUAAUUAUGGGUAGCAUCACCGCGAUUUUGCCUAUUUUAUUCCUGAUCGCGAAACCAGCAUUUGGCUUCGUCGUGGAUUAUUACCGCGCCUGGAGAAAAUUGAUAUUUAUAGCGCUGCUUGCCGUAACAAGUGCCUGCUAUAUUUUUAUGUACUUUUUACCGGCCCUGCCCGGUCCACUGCUACCAGAUCAUCAAUUUCAAAAUGUUUCCUGUGCGUCUAUACCAUCUUGUGAUAUGGACUAUCACACGUCAGCAAUGGCAUCAUGUAACGGUACAAAAGACGCUACAUGUCAUUGGGUCUGCAAGGAAUAUGUGAAUUUUUCUACGAGAUUAUCUUUUCAUGGGAUUACAAAGGAAGCAGUGAUUUCGCCGGAUACCACAUGUUUGUUAAAUAUUGACGAGGCGUCAUUGUGUCAAGUAAAUAUAACGAAGAAUUUUAAUGUAUGUAACUGUAAUGUUACCUGCGAUAAUUUCGAAGAUAAUCAUUGCCUAUAUACAUCCAUCACCUUCUGGGGAUUCGUGCUCUUGAUGUCUCUUGGUAACAUCGGUUUUAACGUUUCCAAUUGCAUAAGCGACGCAAUUUGCUUUGACGUAUUAGGUGAGGGUGGACAAAUGGGAUACGGUAGGCAGCGAGUAUGGGGCACAAUCGGUUUCGGUGUGGCAGCGCUUUUAGCUGGCUACGCAGUAGACUUGUGGUCGCAAGGGGAAAUCUACAAAACUUAUACACCGGCGUUUCUCCUUGUGUUUGUAUUUACUUGUAUCGACUUGAUUUGUUGCAGAAAAUUGGAGCUGCCACUCAUGUCAGGAUCGUCAAGCAUACUGAAAGACGUAUGCAUGCUUUUGAAAUUGAAACCCAUCGUUAUAUUUCUAUGUUUUGCUACCCUUGCGGGUAUCCUUGAUAGCUUUAUGAUUUACUUCUUAUUCUGGUAUUUGGAAGAUCUUGCUAUGGCGACCGGUUAUAUGGGCGAAAUUAAAUUGAUAGAAGGUCUAAUCGUCGCCGCGCAGACUCUCGGUGGCGAGAUAAUAUUCUUCUCUCUGUCCGGCAAAAUACUGAAGAAGUUUGGAUACGGUUAUACCUUUACGUUUUGUUUUGUAUGCUACGCGCUGCGGCUGGGAUUAAUAUCUCUCGCUCCAACGCCAUGGUGGAUGCUUCCGGUGGAAUUUGUCAUGCAGGGACCAACAUAUGCGCUUUGCUAUACAACAAUAGUAGCGUACGCGAGCGCAGUAUCACCACCCGGUACGUCAGCUACUGUUCAAGGAAUUGUGGCAGGGAUGGACGACGGUUUAGGUUUCGCGGUCGGUAGUUUGAUCGGAGGUAUUUUAUACAAACAAGUUGGUGGUGCAACGACUUUAAGAAUAUUUUCAGUACUUGCAGCAUUUUCUGCGAUUAUGUACCUUAUUCUUCACACUUUGUACUUAAAACAUAGAACACCAGAUGCACGAAAAAAUGUCGAAUGGAGGAAACCUGACGAUGCACAGAAACACUGUGUUGUAGCAGAAUGAUACGUAUUUUAUAUAUCUUUGUUGUAAAUAAUAUACAAUAAAAAUAAAAUAUAUGUUUCAUA